Limulus polyphemus (Atlantic horseshoe crab) is the source of this 570-nucleotide messenger RNA. Its product is annotated as tetratricopeptide repeat protein 39B-like. The record is from RefSeq and is a predicted model, not a curated record. The coding region runs from base 1 to 570 and encodes 189 amino acids. The transcript is spliced from 6 exons. Lineage: Eukaryota; Metazoa; Arthropoda; Merostomata; Xiphosura; Limulidae.
AUGGCUUUGUUUGGACCUUUCAAGUUGAUGUUCGAAGAUGCUUUGGAUGAAGGGGCUUCAUCGUCUCUAGAUUCAGGGAAUUGGGAGUUAUCAGAUCCUUUAGACUCAGUUAGUGAAUGUUCUGUAAAACAGGGAGAAUGGGAGCUUCAAGAAGUUUUAAAUGAAACAUGUGAUGCACUGGAUCUCUUUCUCAACAACAAGUUUAAUGAUGCUCUCAGGAUAAUAUCCUCCAGAGCACACGCCAGUAUUUAUCAUGGAGUAGGCCGUGGAACGAUUCUCUUUAUACAGGCAAUAAUGACAAUGGAAAUGAGUGAUAUUGAGCUGGCUAUGGGUGCAUUAAAACAGGCUGUUAAAGUUUCUCAGAUGUACAGAAGAAAAGUGUCGACAGUGUCUCGGAUCCUUCAUCACCAGGACUACAAUUCUUACACUGAAGUUGAAGUCCAUGCUGAACUAACCUAUGCAGAAUGUCUACUGAUGAAUGCUAUUUUGACGUUUGUUUAUGACCAAAGUUUACUCACCUUUGUUAAAGGAGGAAUUCGAAUUCGGUCGUGUUAUCAGUCUUACAAGUAA